AUGUCUCAGAACAGCACAUCUAUAUCAUCCGCCUUGAAAUAUUUUCAGCACAUCAUUCGAUCGCAAUCUCCAUACAUCGUUCCUGCUGAAGCAGCCAACAACAACAAUGUAAAGUUCUGCGAUGGCGCCGCUCAAGAAGUCAAGCAAAGCGCAUUUACCGCCUGGUACAGCGUUCAAGCGAGUCCCUCGACCCAGCCAUAUGGGACGACAAAAGAUGUUGCCAGGUUUCUAGACUGUGUCGAUCUCUGUGAUGCGGAUAGAAAACCCCAAAACGAAGCCGACCCGGACAAUGUGGAGAACGCAAGCAACGGCUGCCGAUCCGUAACUUACAACCCAGAGAAGAAGGAAUGUAAACAAUACACCACCCUCCCUCAGAACGUCAUGACCCCGUUCUACCCCGCAGCGGGAUCACAAGAAAACGUCGCCAUCAUCGAUCCGUGUGGCAGUGAUCGGAUGAAGCAAGUCCGUUACUUCCCGGUCCCCGGUAUGGACUAUGUAAUCUAUACCUUCAUGCGUGUACAACGUCUUGUAAUCCUCCGGAAAGUAUAUCAUGCUUCUCGCAAGCGAUAUUGUUCAGCGAUCCCAGCCUCCCGAAAAGAGCUUGACCAACUCCUUGCGAUCGGGGCUCGUUUUGAAACGGACUUCGAUCUGUACGCCAUAACCGGUCGUGUGGUUCGACAGUGA
This is a messenger RNA of Filobasidium floriforme, 684 nucleotides long. RefSeq lists its product as uncharacterized. The coding region runs from base 1 to 684 and encodes 227 amino acids. NCBI's taxonomy places the organism in Eukaryota, Fungi, Basidiomycota, Tremellomycetes, Filobasidiales, Filobasidiaceae. The transcript has 5 exons. The record is from RefSeq and is a predicted model, not a curated record.